AUGGAUCCGACUUUGACCCCGGGACGAACGGCCACUCCCAGCAGCAUCGCCUCUCGUCGCCACGACGACACUGGGAGCAACGCCAACACUAACGAUGUAAUCUCCCAAGGGUCUUCCCCUACUCUUCUGUCGUCGUCAUCGGAGGACAACGACGGACAUUCCGAGCGGCCCCUCUGGUUUCUAUGCUGGAACCUCCUGUCGUGGUGUUUCGCAAUCAUCACGUACGUCGCCGAGGGAUUCGUCGUCGUGUGGGUCGCCGUACACUACGCGACCUUUGAACUCUACGUCAGUAUGUCCCUCACCUUGGUGUGUUAUUUCGGAGCGGUGCUCAUAAACGGGGCAAUAUCUCUGUUCUGGUACUACGACCUCGACAGAGUGAGCGUGAGACAGCUGGAGGCCAGCGGUCCUUUUCCGGGGAGCUACAAGAGGAAGUGCAGUUUCUCCGCCAUUGUCGGUCACUGUCUGCUCCUGGGAGAGGUGUAUAGGUACGGAGAGCUAAUAGCCAGACAGAUAAUCUCCGGCCAGACCACUAGUCUCCGGGUCCUCCAUCGCGACGCAACUCUCCUCCGAUUCUUCCACGCCUUUGUCGCCACGGCGCCGCAGAUCCUCGUACACCUAUACACCGUCACCGUGGCAACAGACUCCUCCCACCCCGACCACGCGGCGUUCUCAAUCGUCUCGAUGAAAGUCCUUCUUCCCGUUCUCGGAGUCUGCAUCGUGUCGUUCCUCUACGGUCUGAUGUCGUUUGUUACGUCCGAUCGACUCUCCAGCAAAUCGCGUCGCGUCAUUUUACCAGCACAUCUCGCCCUGCUCGGAUUCUACCUGUGCAUAGUGGUGUCGCGAAUUGCCGCGUUAACCCUUUUCGCACACGCGUUCGGCUACUUCGUGCUGCUGUUCCUCGGUGUCCACUGGGUACUGUCGGUGUUUGGCGUGCUAAACCAGAAAAGCCAGUUUUGUUUGGACUACGCCGUGCGUCCGAGGAGGGAACGUUGGUGGCUGGAGGUCCCGUUCUCUCUGUACGCCGCGUGCCUCUACCAGUUUGUCUUCUUCAGUCUAAAGGACGGACGGACACGCUACGCCAUCUCCGUGUACCUAGUUCUGACGUUUAUCGAGAACGCUCUCAUGGUCGUGCUUUUCUUCACGGAAUAUUCGUCGCUGUGGUACGCACCCGCAUCGGUUGCUAUGGUGAUCGGACUCUUUCUCCUGGGGACGCUCCUUUUAUUAGUGUAUUACGUGUUUCUGCAUCCGGACAGGACUGGGGAUUGGUACUGGAUCGGAGUUCCGAAGAAAUGCUGCGAGAUUGGUAGGAGAAAGUCGAAGAGCUAUCGUCCGCACAAUGUAGAGAUCAGCUCCCCGACGCUGGUCAACAUGAACGGACAGGCGACGAACGCGGCCACCCAAACCCGUAUGUCCGGUUUGCAGCCGCUCACGGGUAUCCUCUCCCGGAACAAGACGACGGGACAGAUGCAGCUGUCUGCCCCACCCGUCAUCGAUUCAGGGAUUCCGUCACGAGAGGACGAUUACUACAAGAAGCCUCGAGUCUGCGCCCCUCAACAGCAACAGAGGUCGUCAGCUUACAUUUCGUCUAGCGGAGAGCAACUCCAGUCAGAGGUGGCUUCAUCUCACCAUCAAUCGCGGGGCACUUCGCCGCACUAUCAGGUCCCUAGCAAUAGACCUGUACUAUCAACAACCACUGGGACUGUUGAUUCGGGAGUCGGUUCCAGUCACGUUUCCACGCCAAGGACAGCUGGGUUUGAUUCCCAUAAUCCCAUGUCCCCAUUCGCUCAUACCCCGAUUCCUAGCUCAUUUCACUAUCCACCAACUGCUACAGCAGGUAGUUCAAACCCACACGAUGCACACGAGAGCAUCCGAGUUCUACAUAUCCCGGGGGCUCCGUCACUGGGGUCGUCCGUUCGAACCGAUUCCGAGGAUUUGGAUCCAUGUGGCUCUCUGGUACCGGAAUCAGUCCCGACGCUCGAGUCGUACGUCCCUUCGCUCCAGAAUGACUCGCAGCUAGAGAGUGCGCUCCACGCCACGCUGAACAUGGGCACACUCGCAGUGUCGAAUCCCGGAAUACUCAACAACGCCAACGCCAGCAACGCAAACCACUCUUGUAACCGUCACGACGUCGACAUCGAUUCACCCGUGGCGUCCCCGUACGACACGCUGGAGACUGCGAGGCAAGAGGUGGUCCAGUUGCAGGACACAGAGGCCAUUUUGGAGGAGAACGAACUCGCCGGCGAUUUCGAAGACAACGAAGAGGAGGGGAGAUUUUCGGCGUCACCGCCGAAUCUCCCGACUCCAGAUUUCACAGACCACGCCCUUUUACCGGGGGCCCCAGUUCCCCUCCUCGACCAACAGCCAAGGAAUUCACAAGUGAGAGACGACGGGGCUGCUAACGAUAUUCAUCACCAGUUGCACGAGAUGCAGCACGAGGUGCAGCGGAGCGCCCCAGUCCCCCCUCGUAUACCAACGAACCCCCACCAGAUAUUCCCCCUGCCCCCUCCUUCAUCGGGGAACAAUAACAACGCUCUGUCGAACUUCACUCCGCAUCAGUCGUCCAAUCCGACAGUGUUAACUGCGGGGGGCCAAAUUUCAGCCCCCCGGGGGGCACCACUGUCGUCACCAUCUUUGUCGGCAUCGGGACAAUUGCAAAUGUUCCAGGGUAUCCCCGCGAAACGAGAUUACAAAUCUCAGACGCAGAGUCAGCUGGAACGACACUACUUUCCCGAACCUUCCUCGCACAGCACCCCCAAUAUUCCAAGGGGUCCGGUAAUAUCAGGGGCCCCCGGGGGGCAGAGCAGCGGGGGCAGUGGAAGUUCAUUGAGGAGUCAGAAUCAACUGGGGAAAUCCCCUGCAAUUACCAGCACACCUCAACCCUCACCGAUCAAAUCAGAGAAGUCGCCAGGGAGGCUACAGAGUGGGAGUGGUGGCCACGCCCCCGAGAGAACGCGCGGGCGCACGCGAGGAGGUCGAGGAAGAGGAGGAGGCGGGAACGGGAAUCGAAACGGAAAGAAAAAGAGCAGCUCUCAGCAGCAGUCUUACUAUGCGUAUGAUAACGCAAGUAAACCCCUCGCGAAGCAAAAUCCUAGUGGAACCCCCAGUUUGCGGGCCCCCGUGGUUUCACCCGAGAACAGACAGCUCUUCGGAAGAGCUCUGCCGCCACAGGCAAUCGGGGGUCAAGUGAGGUCAUCGCCAUGGCAACAGCUACAUCAACAACGGAGCACUGCGGCUGCUGGUACGGCGACGACUACAUUGCCACUCCAUGUUACAAGCACCACAACUUUCGUUCCUCCUCCCCCGGUGGGAAAACCGAGUCGGUCUCCAGACCGUACCAAGAUGAUCCAGUUCCAGACCGGCGGGACUCCCGUACGCCAGAGAUCCUAUUCCGAGGGGACGUCCCUGGAAUCAGGGGUAUCACAGGAUCGUCCUGCACGCAACAGUCAACCAAGCAGUCGACCGCAGCAAGUUCAGCAACAGCAAAGCUUUGGGCCACAGUACUCUCCUCAUUACCUUGGUCGAUCGCCAGGGGCACCUCGCAAAGAUUUGAAUACUUACUACGUCCCUAGCGACCGUACCCAGGUUCUUAAUCUUACCUGGACGUCGCCACGGUUACACCACGACCCUGCAGUAUCUGGUCAGCCCCUCAAUAAUCACCAAAAUCAUCAGCAGCCGCAACAACAACAACGAAUGAAAAAGAUGUCGUAUGAUAAUCACUAUGGUCACGGUGUCGGAGUAGGAAGUCAAAGUUCAAACCAUGCCCCUAUUCUCAAGCAGAGGUCGCAGACUGCGUACGAACUUGGUUACCAUGGCAAUGCCGUACAUCAACCACAGAGAAAGGUGUCCAACCCACUGCAGCCGUCUUGGAGGCGGCAGAAGUCCCUCACUAGAUGCGUAUCCACGGCGACCGCUCGUCUUACUGCUCGAGCCGAUGAUGGGUAUCCUCGUGUGUUGAUCACAGGAGGGGCCGGCCAGCUGGGGAGAAAACUGGCCAAAAUGAUGAGACAUGACAGUCCAGAGCCCUACAUCUAUGCGGAUGUCACAGACAUAAAGGACAUGCACUCAAUCGUAGUCAACAACAACAUUGACACUGUCGUCCAUUUCUCUGCCAUCCUCUCUGCUCUGGGAGAAAAAGACGUCCAGAAAGCCCUUGCAGUUAACAUCGCUGGACUCCACAACAUCCUGGAACUGUGCAGAGCUCACCGACUGAAGCUGUUCUGUCCGUCCACCAUCGGGGCAUUUGGUCCUGAUGCUCCCAAGAUCUGUCCCGAUCUGACCGUUCAGAGACCUCGGACUGUGUACGGGGUGGCCAAGGUUCAUAUGGAGCUGUUGGGAGAGUACUACCAUCAUCGGUAUGGACUGGAUUUCCGGUCCCUCAGAUUCCCCGGGGUAAUUUCCCCCAAUAUGCCAGGGGGCGGGACCACCGAUUACGCAAUCCACAUAUUCUACGACGUGUUGCGGUCUCGUCGCUACGAGUGUUUCCUCAGAGAGGACACCAGACUGCCCAUGAUCUACAUCGACGACUGCUUGGAGGUGGUUCCAUUCACAGCUCCAGUUAUUCAUAGUGCAAGAGCUAAUGCCACAGCCAUCAAUAUCACUCAUAGUAUUCCUAGUGGCUCAGUAGUGACUGGUGUCUUUGUACAUUGGCAGAGAGACGGCUCAUUUGGCUGUCCCUACACCCACGAGGGCAGUAGCUCUGCCAAUAGUAUUUCUAAUGUCACCAUAACUGGACUGGAGGAAGACAGUAGGUACAACAUUACUAUGAGAGCAAUCAACGAUGCUGGUAGAGGUCCAGCCAGUAAUGCUAUCACUGUAACCACUCAGGAAGCAGCUCCUUCUGAUCAACCCUCGGCAUUCAGGAGAGUUACAAUCACACCAAACAGCAUCACUGUCCACUGGGGAGAACUAUACUGUUUUGGUCACAAUGGAGUCAUAACAGGAUCAGGGUUUGCGUCACAUGCUGACGUCUUUAGUGAUCAGUGUUUGCGUCAAAUGCUGACGUCUUUAGGAUCAGGGUUUGCAUCAAUGCUGACGUCUUUAUGA
Molecule: messenger RNA, 5043 nt
Organism: Geodia barretti
Lineage: Eukaryota; Metazoa; Porifera; Demospongiae; Tetractinellida; Geodiidae
Source: the annotation of a GenBank genome assembly